AUGCAGAGGAGGAACGAUUCUGCGUUGCCAGACGGAUCGGAUGAAAUUCGUGGCGCGAAUUACACCAAUCGGGUGAGCGAUAGCAGUGGUCGCGUAGUGGAGUGGGGCACCCAUGAUGAGGAGUGUCGCCCCGAUGGGGAGGACUACGCUUCUGAGAAUGUGGCCUGCGCCUAUCAAGAUGGAGACUACAUGGAUCGCCCCGAUGAGCCGGCUUUCCCCCCCUUGGAAGAGCUGCAAGAAGGACGAAACACCCUUGGUAAGAAAGAAACCGAAGAAAUGAAACAUUACAUAAAGCACAUAGUUUCCUGCCUCGUGGGAGAGGGAGACACCUACCUAAACAUCGAACUUCUCUUCACUCUGCAUACAUUUCAGCUGAGUUACUUAUUCAAUUUACUGAAGAAAAUCAUAUUAUCGAAGCAUGUUAAUAAUGAAUUCCUCGUGAUGCUAACCUACUGUGCGUAUAAAAUCGAUAACAUGGAAAUAAUCGAAUAUUGCUUCUGGAAGUUAGUCACUAUUUUUGAAAGUGAGGAGUUGCCAGCGUGUUGGAUCGUAGUGGACGAUAAGGCGAAUAGUCAGGUGAAGCAGAAAUACAACGAAAUGAAAGAUAAUUUAAGGGUGAUGAGACAGAGGAUGGGAGAGACGGAGAUGGAUAGACAGAAGCGGAGCUAUGUUUCCCGGGCAAAUCUCCUCCACGGUGGGAAGUACGAUGCGAACUACGAUGCAAACUACCACUGCCACUACUACGAUGGAGUGUUUUAUGCCGCGCUAAACAUUUUCAAAUCGAAUAAUCACUACAACAUGGCUAACAACCUCACGGAGGUAGACAUGAAAAAAGGGAACUUACAUUUUAACAAGAAUUUAAUCGACAAGAAUAUUUUUUCUCCCUUCAUCGAAAAAACGAAAAAAGAAUUUCAUCACUAUAAUGAUAUUCCAAAGGGAUACGUCAUCAAUGAAAUACAGAGGCUGCGAAAUUUUAGCGAUUACUACUCCUGUUGCUACAUUUUAAAAAGCAAUCAGAAGGAAAAAAUGCUGAUGGGAUUUAAAAAGAAAGGAGAAAAUAAAGUAUACCUGUAUAAGUAUGAUAAGAAUAUUAAAAGAAGUUACAAAGAGAGAAAAAAAAACAACCCCUCUUUCAACAUUUCUGGCUUCUUAGGCGUCUUAAUUUGUAAUUUUACAGGCAUGAAAAUUAAAAUAUAUGACAAUGGCAUAACGGAAAAAUAUUCUCAUUUUUUCCCUUCCUUUGAAAGGAGAAAUAGAAUUUCCAUAAGUUUCGAAUCAAAUAUAAUAAGUGAACUUCCCAGACAUUUUAUGUGCACUAUUCACAAGCUUAAUGAAGACGUUAAAAUUAUUUACGAAAAUAAAUGUCCAGUUUGGAAUGACGAGAAGGAGAUCUACGAGUUGCCUUUUUAUGGCAGAGUUAAAUUAGCAAGUGCAAAAAAUUUGCAAUUAAUUUUAAAAAAAUGUGUAAUUUCCAACUCGCGGAAGGGUUCCUUUGUAGGGAAAACCAUAAACGAUGUUAUUGAGUAUGUCAGCAGUGACUCUUUAAAGGACUCCCAAAUGGCUAGCACAUGUGACGGACGAUCAACAGAUGGUCACCCUCCAAAGGGACUUCCAACGUGUGGAAUCCCCUCGCAUUCUCCCUACGAAGGCAGCUGCAGCGGAGAGGGGGACGCAAAAAAACACGUGCUCAGGAAAAAGUUCCCCUUUGAUGUGAUCACAAAUAAUUUUAAAAAAAAAGAAGAUGAAAAAAAAUUUGAAAUUGUGAACAACGAUGAAGAGGAGAUAUUUUUAAUUUUUGGGAAAAACUCAAAGGAUUACUUCACGCUUGAUUUUCGACACCCCUUGUCUUCCUUCGAGGCGUUUUCCAUCGCCAUUUCGUCUUUGCUGAAGAAGAAGGCCGUUUCGUAG
Plasmodium inui San Antonio 1 is the source of this 1908-nucleotide messenger RNA. RefSeq lists its product as hypothetical. The transcript has a single exon. Lineage: Eukaryota; Apicomplexa; Aconoidasida; Haemosporida; Plasmodiidae. The coding region runs from base 1 to 1908 and encodes 635 amino acids. The record is from RefSeq and is a predicted model, not a curated record.